Fomitopsis serialis is the source of this 207-nucleotide messenger RNA. RefSeq lists its product as uncharacterized. The coding region runs from base 12 to 197 and encodes 61 amino acids. The transcript has a single exon. NCBI's taxonomy places the organism in Eukaryota, Fungi, Basidiomycota, Agaricomycetes, Polyporales, Fomitopsidaceae. The record is from RefSeq and is a predicted model, not a curated record.
GCACGGAGAACAUGCAAGGAUCGGGCCAUACUCGUCUGGUUAGACCACGAGCAGUCACUGACACUCUCCGAGUCGUCCUUUGCCCAGCGGACCUGUGCCUCAGUGUCGCUAUUCCAUUGUCCUCGACGGCUCUGUCACCGUGCCAUGCGCUGAGGCUCCGCCGGACCGAUCUGCUCAUUGAACGAGAUCCGCGUUGAGGGCGGUUCG